UUGACUCCGUUCUACGUCUUUCAAGUCUUCAGCAUUUUGUUAUGGUCGGCGGCGGAGUCAUAUUAUUACUACUCAGCGUGCAUCUUCCUAAUGUCGGUCGUUUCGCUGAUCGCUCAAAUUGUUCAAGAACGAAUGAUGGAGAGGGCAUUGAAAAAAACAGUGAACAAUAUAAGCACAUGUCUCGUUGCUAGACCGGGAAGAGAAGGUGUGAUGUUUGAAGAAACAAGCUCGAUUAAUUUGGUGCCAGGCGAUGUCAUACAGAUACCUUCGAGCGGUUGCAUCAUGCAGUGUGAUGCUGUCCUCAACUCGGGGACAGCCAUCGUCAACGAAAGCAUGCUUACAGGAGAAAGUGUUCCCAUAACAAAGACAAGUGUUUUGGAUAACGAGCUCGUGUUCAACGAGAAAGACCACAACAGAAAUAUUUUGUAUUGUGGUACGUGCGUUAUCCAAACACGCACGGUGAAUAUGCAACCCGUAACCGCUAUGGUCAUUAGAACAGGAUUCUUGACAACAAAGGGAUCAUUGAUUUGUUCAAUUUUAUAUCCAAAAUCGAUGGAUUUUAAGUUCACAAAAGAUAGUUACAAGUACGUUGCUGCUCUAUCCUGUGUAGCCGUUGUUGGCAUGGUCUAUACGGCAUGCUGCAUGGCCUUAAAUGGAUCGGUGGCAGAAGAUGUCAUCAUUCGAAUGUUGGACAUCGUGACCAUCGUUGUUCCUCCAGCGCUGCCAGCCGCUCUCACCUACAGCAUCGCUAUUGCCCAGUAUCGUCUCAAGAGGAAUUCCAUAUUCUGUCUCAACUCCAAGUCAAUCAACGUCUGCGGCAGUCUCGAUGCAUUUUGUUUUGACAAAACAGGAACGUUAACUGAGGACGGAUUAGAUAUCUACUGCAUUCAGCCUUGUGGUAGUCCGGGAAAUGAUGUCAUUAGUAGCAACAGUGAUAGUGGCAUACCACUAUCAUCGUAUUACCUGGAUCAUAUACGGAUCAACAUGGCCUCCUGUCACUCGCUCGUUUGUCUUGAUGGAAUUUUUUGUGGAGAUCCAAUUGACUUGAAAAUGUUCGAAUACACACAAUGGCACUUCAUUGAAUAUGAAGAUGCCACAAUGACAGACCUCAAAACGCCGAUAGUAGUUAAGCCUAAAUUAGAAAAUCAAGAAAAAAUGAUACCCGAAUAUGGUGUAUUGAAACAGAUGCCAUUCAGUUCAAAACUUCAGCGGAUGUCUGUUAUUGUCAGGAGCCAACAGAGGCCAGCUGAUUCUUUCGACCCACUCAACACUUUUUCCGUCUACGCAAAAGGAUCUCCUGAAACGAUAUCCUCGUUAUCAAUUGCCCACACAGGCUGGCAAAAAAUGCUUAUUCAAGUUCUCGUGCACUACACUCGCCAAGGUUUCAGAGUGCUUGCCCUAGCCUGGAAGCCACUUUACAGCGAUGUACCGACUAGUGAUCAGAUCGAAAGUUCUCUGAUUUUUCUUGGCCUUAUAGUUAUGGAAAAUAAAUUGAAAAAAGAAACAAUUUCCACUAUAAAAAAGUUGAAAAACGCUGACUUAAAAAUUGUAAUGGUUACAGGUGACAAUUUAUUGACCGCGCUAAACAUCGCACAAAAAUGUUUCUUCAUUGAAAGGAACGAAAGUGUUUACUUCAUAUCACUGGAUACACCCAACAACUCUGUUGACAUUCCUUUGUUGUCCUUUUGCCAAAUAAAUGAGUUUGAAGAUGAUCAUUUUUUAGGCGUAAGUUCUAGCGAAUCAAACUUAAAAGAAGCAGAGGUUAAGCAGACCAAAUAUCAUUUUGCUAUAACUGGCAAAAUGUGGAAACUCUUCAGAUCUCAUUAUCCUGAUUUGGUUUCCAAGUUGGUCGUCAGGGGCACGAUAUUUGCGCGGUUUUCUCCAGACCAGAAAAAACAACUGGUCGAAGAACUGCAAGCUGUUGGAUAUUACGUUGGAAUGUGUGGUGAUGGGGCGAAUGAUUGUGGCGCUCUGAAGACCGCUCACUCGGGAAUUUCGCUGUCUGAGACUGAAGCAUCUGUAGCGUCUCCGUUCACGUCGAAGCAGGCCAACAUCUCCUGCGUGGUCAGACUCGUCAGGGAAGGGAGGUGUGCCUUAGCAACAUCUUUUGGAAUUUUCAAAUUCAUGACGGCAUACAGCAUGAACCAGUUUCUCAUCGCGUGCAUUUUUAUUUGGAAUCUAACCUUGCUGAGUGACAUGCAGUUCAUGUAUCAAGACAUCUUCAUGCUCACUCCACUGUCAUUUACAUUUUGCUUCACAUCAUCGUACAAAGUGUUGGUAGCCAGAAAACCAAUGAUCAGCUUGGUUGCUUUCACUCCGUUACUUUCCAUUGUAACGAACCUGGCACUGAACUUGGCGACCAUGAUUUUCAUGUACUACUUCACGAAAAACCAAACAUGGUUAGUAAAAGUACAAUUUUAA
Messenger RNA from Helobdella robusta, 2421 nucleotides. RefSeq lists its product as hypothetical. The record is from RefSeq and is a predicted model, not a curated record. The transcript has 18 exons. Gene Ontology annotation, biological process: polyamine transmembrane transport; intracellular calcium ion homeostasis. The annotation marks the transcript as partial. Lineage: Eukaryota; Metazoa; Annelida; Clitellata; Rhynchobdellida; Glossiphoniidae. Gene Ontology annotation, molecular function: P-type transmembrane transporter activity; ATP binding; polyamine transmembrane transporter activity. Gene Ontology annotation, cellular component: membrane.